CAACUAUUGAAGAAACGGUGAUCACUAAAGAAGUUAUUCAAGAAGAGAAAGUACCAGUCGAAGAACAACCAAAACAUCCAACUGAUCAAACUUUACUUGUCGAAGAAAGGAUUGAAAAAAAACCUCUUGAAGAGGUAAUUAAAACUGUUCAAGAUGAAGACAUCAUUGAACAACAAAAACCAACGAUAACCAAGACAACUGAAGAGACGUUUGUGACAGAAAUGAUCGUCCCAGUAGUACCCACUAUGGUGCCUGAAGAAGAAAUCAAAACUGUUGAAGAACAGUUAACGU
This is a messenger RNA of Didymodactylos carnosus, 291 nucleotides long. The record is from the annotation of a GenBank genome assembly. Lineage: Eukaryota; Metazoa; Rotifera; Eurotatoria; Philodinida; Philodinidae.